UACACCCAUAGUAAUUUCACACUCUCUCUCUAAACCAAACACACGCACACUCACAAGAUUUGAUCAGGAGUUGCAGACUAUCACAAAGACAGCAGCUACAGACCUGCAGAGAAAACAUAUAUACCUUCAGUCAGUUACAUAACGGUAUUUUUCUUCCCAUUUUGCCCUCCUCUUCUCAUCCAAUUUCCCCUCAACUGUCAUUCAAAUUCUCCACACGAAAAAAAAAAAACCUAACCACCACCACCACUAGAUCCUCAACCAUGAUCACUUGGCACGACCUCUACACCGUCCUCACGGCGGUGAUUCCUCUAUACGUAGCCAUGAUCUUAGCCUACGGUUCAGUCCGGUGGUGGAAGAUCUUCAGCCCCGAUCAGUGUUCCGGCAUCAACCGCUUCGUCGCCAUCUUCGCCGUACCUCUCCUCUCCUUCCACUUCAUCUCCACCAACAAUCCCUACGCCAUGAACUUCCGAUUCAUCGCCGCGGACACUCUCCAGAAGAUGAUAAUCCUCGUAAUGCUCUGCAUAUGGACCAAUUUCUCCAAACACGGAAGCCUCGACUGGAUGAUCACUAUUUUCUCUCUCUCUACUCUUCCCAACACACUCGUCAUGGGAAUCCCUCUUUUAAUCGCCAUGUACGGCGGUUACGCGGGGAAUCUCAUGGUUCAGGUGGUUGUGUUGCAGUGUAUCAUAUGGUACACUUUACUUCUAUUUCUUUUCGAGUAUCGCGGAGCUAAAAUGUUGAUAAUGGAGCAGUUUCCCGAGACCGCCGCGUCUAUUGUCUCGUUUAAAGUCGAGUCCGACGUGGUCUCUCUCGAUGGACACGACUUUCUCGAGACUGACGCGGAAAUCGGGAAUGACGGGAAGCUCCACGUGACGGUGAGGAAGUCGAACGCGUCGAGGCGGUCGCUCGGGCCAGGGUCGUUCUCGGGAUUGACGCCUCGGCCUUCAAACCUCACCGGAGCAGAGAUUUACAGUUUGAGCUCGUCGAGAAACCCAACGCCGAGGGGCUCGAACUUCAACCAUUCCGAUUUCUACUCCAUGAUGGGUUUUCCGGGUGGGAGGUUGUCGAAUUUCGGUCCGGCCGACAUGUACUCGGUCCAGUCCUCGAGAGGUCCGACGCCGAGGCCAUCCAAUUUCGAGGAAGCUGGUUCCCCGAAGUUCGGAUUCUAUCCGACACAGGCAGCGCCGACUUCUUAUCCGGCGCCAAACCCUGAAAUCGUAUCCGGGGUUACGAAAACCGCGAAAGGCCAACAAUUACCACAACCACAGCCACAGCCACAGCCACAGCCACAGCAGCCGCAGCCACAACAGCAAGUUAUAUGUAAGAGCAAAGAAAACCAGGAUGCUAAGGAGCUCCACAUGUUUGUGUGGAGCUCAAGUGCAUCACCUGUAUCUGAAGGAGGAGGUGGGGUCCACGUGUUCGCCGGAGCAGACUUUGGCGGGGCUGAGCAAUCAGGACGGUCCGAUCAUGGUGCCAAGGAAAUCAGGAUGUUGGUUGGUGAUCACCCACAAAAUGGGGAAAACAAAGUUAUUCCGGGAACUGAGGAUUUUGGUGGAGAGGACUUCACCUUUGCUAAAGAUGGAGAUGAGGAGAGAGAAAAGGAGGGACCCAUAGCCGACCUACAGCCUAAUGUUGCCGGAGGUCAAGACUUUGCCGGAAAACAAAUGCCUCCGGCCAGCGUUAUGACCCGUUUGAUCUUAAUCAUGGUUUGGCGUAAGUUAAUCCGAAACCCAAACACCUACUCGAGCCUCAUUGGUGUAAUCUGGUCUCUCAUUGCUUGCCGGUGGCAUGUGGCAAUGCCAAAAAUCCUGGAGAAGUCAAUUUCAAUACUAUCGGACGCAGGUCUAGGAAUGGCCAUGUUCAGCUUAGGUCUGUUUAUGGCUCUUCAACCAAAGAUAAUUGCAUGCGGGAAUUCCGUGGCGGCGUUCGCAAUGGUGGUGAGAUUCCUCACCGGCCCAGCUGCGAUGGCGGCAGCUUCCAUUGCCGUUGGCCUCCGGGGUACCCUCCUCCACAUAGCCAUUGUCCAGGCCGCACUUCCUCAAGGGAUUGUUCCGUUUGUCUUUGCCAAAGAAUAUAAUGUCCAUCCCGCAAUUCUUAGCACCGCGGUUAUCUUUGGAAUGUUGAUUGCAUUGCCCAUUACUCUAGUAUACUACAUUGUUCUCGGAUUGUGAAACCUUUGAAGAAACCCAGAAAAAGGCAAAAUUGAAGAGAUUUGAAGAAAAUUUUCAGUAUUCUUGGGAGCAUUGAUGGGAACGCCAUGAUUUUUUAACUAAAUAUCCAUGGAUUAAUGCAGAGAGAGGUCAUUAAUCUAUGAAGAAUUUAGAUCGUCUCCGAGACCUUUGGAGCCAUGAUUUUGACCAAAUGAAGCCCUAUACGAGGAUCAAGCCAACUUGGCAUUGGACUUGUAUCGAAUUCUUCAAAUCUAGAUGGAAAAGCAAAAUAUAUGUUAGGCGCACAUAAUUAGAACAUGAAAAUAAAUUUGAUUUGUAAAAUCUAUAUUUUGUAUUUUUUUUUUUUUUGGUUCUAAUUCUGUGCACAUAACAUUUUCGUUAUUGUCUAGUGGAAGACAGAGAGAGGAGCCAAGGGAAAAUACUAGUUAACAUUGAUUUGUAUUUCUCUUCGUAAUCUUCAUGAUUGUAAAGUUUCAUUUGAUAAUUCAUCUGCAUCAAUUAGAUUGCUUACAAGACCAA
Molecule: messenger RNA, 2690 nt
Organism: Camellia sinensis
Lineage: Eukaryota; Viridiplantae; Streptophyta; Magnoliopsida; Ericales; Theaceae
Product: auxin efflux carrier component 4
Biological process (GO): auxin export across the plasma membrane; auxin polar transport
Cellular component (GO): plasma membrane; endoplasmic reticulum
Molecular function (GO): auxin efflux transmembrane transporter activity
Source: RefSeq, a predicted model, not a curated record